Molecule: messenger RNA, 729 nt
Organism: Colletotrichum navitas
Lineage: Eukaryota; Fungi; Ascomycota; Sordariomycetes; Glomerellales; Glomerellaceae
Exons: 2
Coding region: 116-571 (151 amino acids)
Source: RefSeq, a predicted model, not a curated record
GCGCCCGACCAUCAUCGUGAUAAGCCGUUGCAUAUGUUCCCCGCGUGGUGUAACACACACCGCUGGCGCCAAUACACAGUGUUGCUCCCAUCUCUCAUUCCGGCUUAGACUAAUAAUGGCCAUAUCUCCUUGGAUGAUGCCAGGUCCUAAUAUAAUUGCUGAACUAGCGCUUUUCCCUAUGAGUAAGGUACAGAGCAGCUGGUUUCUUCUGCAGCAAACCACCCGACAGGAAUCAUUCGGAAACAGUUUACAUGCCGCCUUCAUACUGCCCACAAUACACAGUGUGCCCCAGCAUGUCAAUUGGGAGAAGAAGCAGUUACGAUACACGAACUCUGGUAACACUGAGCCAAAGGCCCGGCUGACAAGGAGGCCACUGGUUUGUGUUGCCUCAUUAGUAGCACCGCAGCCGCACUGUUCCCCUCCAUGGAGCAAGCGCUACCCGUUGCUUUCUCUGCCCCAACAUUCGUCAAGGUGGUUGACAGCCAGCAAGCAACAAAUACCAUUCCAAUACUUCCCACUAGAACCAUGUCUUCACGAGGUAAAACUUCAUGCACCGGCACUGUUCUUCUGACUGCUCAAGCCGAGAGAGAGCACACAUAACAGUCAACACUUACGAUCGCGAUACAAUCUUUCAGCAUGGAAAUGGAAGAAACAGUGUCCGAUGCAAUACAUCAAGUAGACACCGUAUUCCCUCAUGGGACUAACGUUAACCUGGAACCGGACAAUCCA